Messenger RNA from Misgurnus anguillicaudatus (oriental weatherfish), 2707 nucleotides. RefSeq names its product hypermethylated in cancer 2 (gene hic2). Gene Ontology annotation, molecular function: protein binding; DNA-binding transcription factor activity, RNA polymerase II-specific. The record is from RefSeq and is a predicted model, not a curated record. Gene Ontology annotation, cellular component: nucleus. Gene Ontology annotation, biological process: regulation of transcription by RNA polymerase II. NCBI's taxonomy places the organism in Eukaryota, Metazoa, Chordata, Actinopteri, Cypriniformes, Cobitidae.
GGCAGAGGCAGGGCACUUGGCUCUUUCUCCCCCUCUUUUACUGCCUCCUAUUCAAAUUUGGGUCAGGGGUGAGGAUUUCUCACGUCACACAAGCAAGAUGGCGCUCGGAAAGCUGUGAGAUGUGAACAGAGGAUGGCUGUUUAAAGACAUUCAGUCGAUGUAUUAAGGUUUCAUAGGUGAAGACACAGAAGUUGGAAAUGGAAUUGCCAAAUCAUGCCAAACAAUUGCUGCUGCAGCUAAACCAACAAAGAGCCAAAGGUUAUCUGUGUGAUGUGAUCAUAGUGGUAGAAAACGCCCUGUUUCGGGCACACAAGAACAUUCUGGCAGCCAGCAGUAUCUACUUCAAAUCCCUCAUCCUUCACGACAACUUGAUUAACCUUGACACGGACAUGGUCAACCCGUCGGUUUUCCGACAGGUCCUAGACUUCAUUUACACUGGCAAGCUUUUGUCCUCGGAUCAGUUCAGUGACCACAAUUUCAAUGCCCUGUUAACGGCGGCAAGCUACCUCCAGCUUCAUGACCUGGCUGCUCUCUGCAGAAAGAAGCUCAAACGCAAUGGUAGGUCCCUCCUCAACAAACCCACCACACCUACCAACGGUAGAACUUCUAGGAACCAAAGGCUGUCCUCCACACCCGUAACUCCAAACCAAAUGUCAGGGUUAAAAGACUGCGAGAAGGCCAAGAGACACGACGAUCUGCUCAAAGACGACCUGUCCGAAGAUGAGAUGUUUGCGAGAAACGCUCACUGUGUGACUGCGAUGAGUCCAUCCACGAGUAAGAACGGAAGCAACGGCGGUUGUGGCAUCCAGGAACUCGGCCUGGACCUUUCCAAGAAAAGUCCCUCAGGGAGCACGGCCACCGAAGAAGUGAGUCCCAGCAGCAUCCCGCAGGAAUCGCCUCAGUCUGCCUCGGAAUCCACAGCCAACAGUGCCUCGUUCGAAGAGAACGCCAACACGCAGAACCUCGCCGGCGGGGAGCCCAUGGAGUUGGGAGGAGGAGGAGAAUGUGAAGAGAGCCAACCUCCUCCGGACAUCGACCAGCGUAAAAGCUCCCGUCAGGUGGCGCGACAGAGGCGGCAGCCCAAAGGAGAAGGCAACAAAGGGGAAGAUGUCGAACGAGGAACUUUACCCAACGGCGUCGCCAAAAGAUUGAACGUGGCCGGAGAAAGACUCCCCGGUGGAGGAAACGGCAACUCGGAAAUAUCCUUCCAGUGUAAAGAGGAAGAGGAGGGCUUGGAGAACGGACAAGAACAGAGCGAAGACAGCGGACACAGCGAGAGCGAAGGCGGAAGGAACAGCGCCAAUUACGUUUACCGUCAGGAAGGCUUCGAGCCGGCACUCGGCGACAACCUGUACGUCUGCAUCCCCUGCGGCAAAGGCUUUCCGAGCUCGGAGGAGCUGAACGCUCACGUGGAGACUCACACGGAGGAAGAGCUAUACAUCAAAGAAGAGGACGACGAGUCCUAUCCAAAGGAAGAUGAAGUAGAGGCCGAAGAUUUGUCUUCGCAGAUCGGUCACGGCCACGGCACGGAGUCGCGACGAUUCAGCUGCUCGGUCUGCAACAAGAGCUACAAAGAUCCGGCCACUCUCCGGCAACACGAGAAGACCCACUGGCUCACACGUCCCUUCCCCUGCAACAUCUGCGGCAAGAUGUUCACUCAACGCGGCACAAUGACGCGCCACAUGCGCAGCCACCUAGGGCUGAAACCGUUCGCCUGCGAGGAGUGCGGCAUGCGCUUUACCCGCCAGUACCGGCUCACGGAGCACAUGCGGGUUCACUCGGGUGAAAAGCCGUACGAAUGUCAGCUCUGCGGGGGGAAAUUUACCCAGCAACGUAACCUCAUUAGUCACCUUCGAAUGCAUACCUCCCCGUCAUAAGCCAAAGACCCCAGGAGCGGCAGACCCUCAAGAAAGAGAGACAACGCACACCUCUUCCUUUAUAGUUUACUGCAGAGUUUGAAGUUUUAAAAACGUGAAGCUGGAUUCUCCUCUGCUUUUAAUGACAGGAGGAGCCAUUCAAACAAGGAUUCACGAAUAAACCAAUCGGUAUGAUUUUAUAGGCUUAAGAUUUCGUUUACUGUGAAUGUAAAACUGGCUACUAAUGCCGUUGUAUUAUCCAACCAGAUGUUAGGACUGCUUUCAACCGCUGCAGUCUAUGCAUUGGUUUGUUGACAUGUUCAGAAAUAUUCCUCCUUUGUUUUUCUUGGUCUUUUAAACUGGUAUAUGCUGGUAUGUGGAAAGUUUUAGGCUUUUAAUGACCAAUUUGUUUUCCAGAAGUAUUGCAAAUUCAAAAGGUUUAAAGUGUCUCUAAGGGUCUGAAGAUAGUGUUGUAAGACCAAGACUUGUCUGUGGUCUUUUUUGUGGUAUUUCAUAAAAGCUUUGUGCAUCCAACCAAACAUUUCCCAGUAUGCCUGCUCUGUAUCCAUUGGCUAAUUCUGGCUGUAGCUGGGUCGGGGUUUCCUACUGUAGUUUUGUACCAUAACCAAACCUUUCAUGAUUGUUGAUUAAUCAUAGCAGCGAGAACCAAUAGAAAUAUUGCAAAUGGAUGCGUUUAGCACAGGGCUACUACAAUUCGCCCCACCUACAUCUGGAUUUAAGCCAAUGGAAACAUGCUGAAGAGAGGCCAUGGGUGGUCUUUUGAGCUGUGUCGUUUACUCUGAAAGAAAAGCCAAACUUAAAGGUACUUGUUUUUAGAUUACUUUAGAUAA